Messenger RNA from Asparagus officinalis (garden asparagus), 1050 nucleotides. RefSeq names its product ripening-related protein 3-like. Lineage: Eukaryota; Viridiplantae; Streptophyta; Magnoliopsida; Asparagales; Asparagaceae. Bases 1 to 1050 code for a protein of 349 amino acids. The record is from RefSeq and is a predicted model, not a curated record. The transcript has 2 exons.
AUGGCAACUGCUAGAUUUCCUCAAUUAGCAAUAAUGGCUAUUGCUCUGCUCGCAGCGCUCUCAAGCCUAAGUCUCGUAGCCUCGCAUCGAUUCAUGGUCGGAUCCUGCCGUGCCAGCGGGCAUUUGCGAGGGAAGACCGGCCACUGCAACACAGAGAAUGACUCUGACUGCUGCGAAGCAGGUAAGAUGUACCCUCAGUACCGCUGCUCUCCUCCAAUCACGAGCAACACCCGUGCGACGAUGACCAUCAACAGCUUUGCCAAGGGUGGUGAUGGAGGAGGCCCGUCUGAGUGCGACAACAAAUACCACAGCGACAGUGAAAAGGUGGUUGCAUUAUCAACUGGCUGGUACAAUGGAGGAAGCCGAUGCUUGAACUACAUCAACAUCAACGCUAAUGGUAAGUCGGUGAGAGCCAAAGUGGUGGAUGAGUGCGAUUCUGUGCACGGCUGCGAUGCUGAUCAUGACUUCCAACCGCCAUGCCCCAAUAAUAUAGUAGAUGCAUCCCCAGCGGUGUGGAAGGCGUUGGAUAUACCGGAGUCUCAAGUGGGGGACUACGACAUUACCUGGUCUGAUUCCUGCCGUGCCAGCGGGCAUUUGCGAGGGAAGACCGGCCACUGCAACACAGAGAAUGACUCUGACUGCUGCGAAGCAGGUAAGAUGUACCCUCAGUACCGCUGCUCUCCUCCAAUCACGAGCAACACCCGUGCGACGAUGACCAUCAACAGCUUUGCCAAGGGUGGUGAUGGAGGAGGCCCGUCUGAGUGCGACAACAAAUACCACAGCGACAGUGAAAAGGUGGUUGCAUUAUCAACUGGCUGGUACAAUGGAGGAAGCCGAUGCUUGAACUACAUCAACAUCAACGCUAAUGGUAAGUCGGUGAGAGCCAAAGUGGUGGAUGAGUGCGAUUCUGUGCACGGCUGCGAUGCUGAUCAUGACUUCCAACCGCCAUGCCCCAAUAAUAUAGUAGAUGCAUCCCCAGCGGUGUGGAAGGCGUUGGAUAUACCGGAGUCUCAAGUGGGGGACUACGACAUUACCUGGUCUGAUGCCUGA